Messenger RNA from Zeugodacus cucurbitae (melon fly), 1080 nucleotides. RefSeq lists its product as uncharacterized. The record is from RefSeq and is a predicted model, not a curated record. The transcript is spliced from 3 exons. NCBI's taxonomy places the organism in Eukaryota, Metazoa, Arthropoda, Insecta, Diptera, Tephritidae. The coding region runs from base 82 to 1080 and encodes 332 amino acids.
ACUUGAACUUAACGGAUUGCAAUGCUCGGAUGCAUUUUUGUAUACAACUUGUAUUAAAUAGUUAUUAAAAACAAAAAAAAAAUGGAGCGUUGUUGGAAAAGUGAAAAUAAACCGAUUUUAGCGAAAAGUGAUUUGCACUCCGGCGAAUCAAAUGAGAGGGAAACCAUCAUAUUAAGCAACUGUGAACUAGAACAAAGUGAUAUUGAUGUGAUAACGCAACAUUUUGCUUAUGCAACGUAUUUGGAUUUGUCAUACAAUAAGAAAAUAGCAUCAAAUAAAUUCCUACUGACCCCUACAACGCUGUACCUUAAGGGUUGCACGAGUUUACAUGAAAUCAAAUACAGUUUCAGCACUUGUAUGUUGAAAAUUUUGGAUAUAUCAGGCUGUCCCAUUGACUACCAAGAACACUUCUCGAACUAUGACUUUCCGAUGCUAGAAAGUAUUACGCUCAGUUGGCAACCCAAGGUGGAUUGGCAAAAGCUGCUAGGAAAACUGAAGGCGUUGAAAAAUCUAACGCUGGAAAAUGUUAGCAGUCAAACUAUACAACUCACAAGCGCAAAAGAAAACCCACAAAGCUUCGAAACAUUGCUACUGGCGCUGUCCGAUUGUAAAAAUAUCAAAUCUGUCACUUUUGGUAGCCUGCUUAGUGUGCAUGAUAUUGGUCACUUGAGCAAUUUGACUGACAGAAAACUGUCAGUUCAUAUUAGACAUGAGAUCGGUCAACAUUUAAACAGAUUGUAUGACUUACAAAACUUAGACACGGUUUAUUUGGAGCACGUCAACAAUGUUACAGACGUUGAUUUGUUAAACUUGAUAAAAAGUUGCACAAACUUGUCAAAAAUAACGUUGGAUUAUUGUGAUGGCGUGACAAGGGAUUUCAUAUUCAGCGCUGCAGAGUUCUUGCGCGAACGCGAUAAAGACGAGCCACUAAAGGCGCGUCUCAACCUGGAGAUGUGCGGCUGUGCUGGCAUUACAGAAGAUAUACAAGAGCAUCCUCUAUAUGCGAAAGCUGAAUCCGCUUUGAGCUUAAUAUUAUUCUUCGAGUGCAAACAUCCAACAACUAGCUACAGAAAUGAGUGA